This is a messenger RNA of Cuscuta campestris, 627 nucleotides long. NCBI's taxonomy places the organism in Eukaryota, Viridiplantae, Streptophyta, Magnoliopsida, Solanales, Convolvulaceae. The record is from the annotation of a GenBank genome assembly.
CUUAAUGAAAAGUUGUUUAAGAAAGAAUGAUAGUAAUAUGCUUCUAUAUAAGUACUCCACCUUCCCCAUAAUCUCCUCACUCUCACUCCCCUCCAAAAUCCUCUCUUUUUUUCAUUGAGUUAUAUAUUAUAUAAUCUCUUUUCUUAAUUACAAUCUCCUCAUUAAUUAGCAAAGGGUCAUUAAUGGCUUCCAAUCAAAUCUCCCAUCCCUUAUUAGCACUAAUCCUUGUGAUCAAUAUUCUCUUCUUCACAGUGGUUAGUGCGUGUGAGACUUGCGGCCCUAAACCACCGCCCCCAAAUUACCCAAAGACACCAUGCCCACCUUCUUCCAAAUUAGGCAAGUGCCCUAAAGAUGCCCUAAAGUUGGGUGUUUGUGCAAAUGUGCUUCAUGACUUGCUUCAUCUUGCGCUUGGUGUCCCUCCCAAGAAGCACUGCUGCCCUCUAAUUGAAGGGCUUGUGGACCUUGAGGCUGCUGCUUGCCUUUGCACUGCCAUUAAGGCUAAUGUUCUCGGGAUUAAUCUAAACGUCCCGGUUUCCCUCACCCUUCUCCUAAACUUCUGCGGCAAGAAGGUUCCAUCUGGCUUUCAGUGUUAUUAAUCGUGUCAAAGAAUCAACUCAGCCAAAAACU